Messenger RNA from Didymodactylos carnosus, 924 nucleotides. Lineage: Eukaryota; Metazoa; Rotifera; Eurotatoria; Philodinida; Philodinidae. The record is from the annotation of a GenBank genome assembly.
AUGCAUCAACAAUUAUACCAACAAAAGGUCUCACAAAGGAUUCAAAAUAAACGUCAACGUCGACAUGAAAGGAAACAAUAUAUACAAUCACUAUUAACCACAACAGAUGAUGAAGACAAAAAGAUAGACGAAGUAAUAUUACAAGAACACGAACGAUCAAAUUUGGCUGACGUUCAUCCAGAAUUAAGUGACGUUGAAAAUCUUUUUUUGGUCGACGAAUAUCAUGAUGAGGAUGAAGAAGAAUCCCAAAAAGACACUCCCGAUCAUUCUGAUCCUUUAUAUCAAAAUAGUAGCAUCAAGAUUAAAACGACGAUGAAAUUACUGGCUGAUUUUUAUUCUAACGCAAAUUUAGAUAAAACCAACGUCAUAAGAUUAUUUAAAUUAAUUAAAGCUCUGUUACCACAACCAAAUAAAUUACCCGUAACGUUGAAUAAAAUAUUGAAAUUAUAUGAUAAAGAAUGUUUAUCAAUGACAAAAUUUGUGUGUUCGUUGUGUAAUCAUUUAUAUUUGAGAAAACGAUAUGGGCAGAAAAAAUGUAUUAACCAAGAUUGUGUAUUCAAUCAAAAAACACUAAAAAGUUAUCAAAUAACAGAAGUUAUUAACCUAGAUAUAAAAUCGCAACUAGAAACAAUUAUUUGUGGUAAUCAAAAUAUAUUAAAUUGCGGUAUAUUGUUUCCUUCUGCUGAUGUUUGUUAUGGGCAAUAUUAUCAAGAAAAAGCCCAAAAAAUAAAUACAGUGGCAUUAAAUUGUGAUGGUGCACCAUUAAUAAGAACAUCGAAACGAUCAUUAUGGCCAUGCUUUGCCACAAUUAUGGAAUUGCCACCACCAAUACGAGAAUAUCAGAGAAAUAUUCUUGUUUAUGCUUUGUGGGCAUCAAAAACAAAACCAUGUGCUAGUGUAUUUUUGGAUGAAACAAUUAAUUAA